Molecule: messenger RNA, 3639 nt
Organism: Pipistrellus kuhlii (Kuhl's pipistrelle)
Lineage: Eukaryota; Metazoa; Chordata; Mammalia; Chiroptera; Vespertilionidae
Gene: EFNB2
Product: ephrin B2
Exons: 5
Coding region: 407-1417 (336 amino acids)
Biological process (GO): ephrin receptor signaling pathway; blood vessel morphogenesis; axon guidance
Cellular component (GO): plasma membrane
Molecular function (GO): ephrin receptor binding
Source: RefSeq, a predicted model, not a curated record
GGCGGCAGCCCCACUCGCUCGGGACGCAGCACCCGCCACCCGCGCCCGGUCAGACGUCUCUCCGCCUUUGUGUCCCGGCCGCGCGCCCCCCCCCGCCCCGCCGUCCCGCGCCCGACACCCUGGAGUCGCACGGGAGCCGGCGGUUCGAGCUGGGUCCGGCGCGGCGCCCCGGAGCCCCGAGCCUGCCGCGCCGCCGCGCCCCGCGGGUGCGCUCCAGCCUCUCGCCGUGAGGGCCCCGAGGGGGAGCGCUCCUGGCGCCGGCGACCACCGCUGGAGCUGCUCGGCGCGCCCCAGACCUGCCUGCCGGCUCCCCUUUGCUGCUGCCUUCUGGAGAACCAGGGCUUCCGGCCCGCACCCCGCACCUCCGCCGUCCCGAGUGCGCGGAGGAGCUGGGAGCGGCUUGGCCAUGGCCGUGAGGAGGGACUCCUCCGUGUGGAAGUACUGCUGGGGAGUGUUGAUGGUUUUAUGCAGAAGUGCGAUCUCCAGAUCGAUAGUUUUAGAGCCCAUCUAUUGGAAUUCCUCGAACUCCAAAUUUCUACCUGGACAAGGACUGGUACUAUACCCACAGAUAGGAGACAAAUUGGAUAUUAUUUGCCCCAAAAUGGACUCUAAAACUAUUGGCCAGUAUGAAUAUUAUAAAGUUUAUAUGGUUGAUAAAGACCAAGCAGACAGAUGCACUAUUAAAAAGGAAAAUACCCCUCUCCUCAACUGUGCCAGACCAGACCAAGAUGUAAAAUUCACUAUCAAGUUUCAAGAAUUCAGCCCUAACCUUUGGGGUCUAGAAUUUCAGAAGAACAAAGAUUAUUACAUUAUAUCUACAUCAAAUGGGUCUUUGGAGGGCCUGGAUAACCAGGAGGGAGGGGUGUGCCAGACAAGAGCCAUGAAGAUCCUCAUGAAAGUUGGACAAGAUGCCAGUUCUGCUGGGUCAACCAGGCAUAAUGAUCCAACGAGACGCCCAGACCUAGAAGCUGGUACAAAUGGAAGAAGCUCAACAACAAGUCCCUUUGUCAAACCAAAUCCAGGUUCCAGCACCGACGGCAACAGCGCCGGGCAUUCGGGGAACAACCUCCUCGGUUCCGAAGUGGCCUUAUUCGCGGGGAUCGCGUCAGGAUGCAUCAUCUUCAUCGUCAUCAUCAUCACGCUGGUGGUGCUGCUGCUCAAGUACCGGCGGCGGCACCGCAAGCACUCGCCGCAGCACGCGGCCGCGCUGUCGCUCAGCACGCUGGCCACCCCGAAGCGCGGCGGCGGCGGCAACAACAACGGCUCGGAGCCCAGUGACAUUAUCAUCCCGCUGCGGACUGCGGACAGCGUCUUCUGCCCGCACUACGAGAAGGUCAGCGGGGACUACGGGCACCCCGUGUACAUCGUCCAGGAGAUGCCGCCCCAGAGCCCUGCGAACAUUUACUACAAGGUCUGAGCCGCGGCCGCGGCGGUGCCUUCGCUUUUUCCCCCCCGGAGGAAACGGACUGUCCCGCUGCCGACCGCCCGACCGCCCGACCGCCCGCGGGGGCGCGGCCGACCCCUUGUGUCUCGCUCCAGUGGACUGAAUGAAGCACAGCGAGGGGUGGUGGAGGGGGACCCUCCUUCUCCGAAGGGCCCCCCCGUUGAGUUGGACAAGCUUACCUAGUCUGUAGCGUUUCGGGCCGCGGGGAGGCCAGAUGUUCACUCCCCGGCAGCAGCUGGAAGACUGUGCAGAAGGGACCGGCGCUCGCCUCGCCCCCUUGUCCUUCCUUGAAGCCAUGUGUCGCGGUCACGCAGGCCUGCACCGCAGCCAAGGGAAGACCGUGGCGGGUGGACAUGAGAGAGAGAGAGCGAGCGAGCCCUGGAGCAUCCUAAGGCGUGGAUGCCCCGGGAUGCCACACACACGCCUGGAAACGCCAUCUGCUGCCUCGGGGGUGUGCCCCCCGACCUGCCGCACAGACCUCGGGCUCCGUGGGGCUUGCAGAGAGCAGAGCGCUAGCUCGCAGGCCUCACACGGUUGCACAUUCCCGUUAUCCAGGGCUCUGCCGUACUUCCCAUGGGACCGUCCCCUCCCGCCGCGUUCUGCAUCACGAAUGGAACAUGAACGGGGUUCUCUCCUACUCCAUCCAUUUGCAACAAACAGCUCCAGUCGAGUAGAUCAUAAUAGGAUACAUUUCUAGAAAUUGUGUUUGCUGAGGAGGAGGAGCCUUCCAGCCAGACGCCAGGCUGCCAGCCAGGAAGGCUAGGAGUCGGUGGAAGAGGGUGGAAGGAGGAAAAGGGCUGCCUGCAAACACAGGUCAAUGCUACUGCCUCUGACACGGAAAGUUGGGAGAGGGUGUGGGGCGGGGCGACCCCAUUAGGUAGCACAGCACUUUGGUUUCACUGAGAUUUUAAGAGGCGAGUAGGAGACACAACAACACACGCACACAGUGGAUGAGGGGUGCAUUGGAAGGCAUUCACUCUUAUCAAAUGGCAACUUGCAGGAAAAGAAGAGUCCCUCUCCUCUGGGUGGAACAAAGAGUCAUUGUUGGGAGAGGAACAGGCGUGGAGAGGGAGGGUGGAGGCGGGGCGAGGCGAGGGGAGAGAUCCCUCAGGACUGUUGUGGUACUGGCAAUAAGACGUACAGCUCCGAGGCUGUAGGAAAAGUCCGUCUGCUUUGGAUGAUGCUUAAAGCAGAUUCAGCUGCUAUACUUAUCACAUUUUUAUUAAACACAGGGAAAGCAUUUAGGAGAAGAGCAGAGAGCCAAAUCUGACCUAGACGUGGAAAAGCCAAAGGUCAAACAGGCUGUAAGUCCAUCAUCAUUAACAUUAUUAAAGGAUUCUCAUGUAAAAGGUAGUCAGAUCCCCCGUCCCCCCAAUGCCCCUUUCCCUGCCCCUCCUCCCUGAUCGAGCCUUACAACACUUUGGUUUAUGGCGGUGCUGUCCGGGCUGCGGGGACCGCGGCGUAGGUACUGAGCAAGGCCGAGUGCAGGUGCUCUGGGUCAAGGUGAAGCACAUGUGGCAAACCUCUUAGAGUCCUCAAGACGGAAAUAAAUUAUGAUAUCGAGGAGGGGGGGAAGGAGGAUAGGAUGUAUUUAUAAUAGGUGUAUAGAACACAAGGGAUAUAAAGUGAAAGAUUUUUUACUAAUAUAUAUUUUAAGAUUGCACACCAUGUACACCAGAAGAUGUGAAAUUCACUUGUGGCAAUUAAGUGGUCCCGAUGCUCAGUGCUUUACAAAAGAAAAAGAAGAAAAAAAAAAUUGGACAGCUACUUCUGGGAAAAACAACAUCACUCCAAAAAUAACAAUAAUGGGAGCAAAUACAAAAAUAACCAAGUCCUCUGAAGGCGUCUCACGUAACUGUAGACUAGGAAGUGCAAGCCCCGAAUACCAGGAAAUCGAUGUUACUGCAUCAUAUAUUUAACAAUGACAAGAUGUUCCGGCAUUUAUUUUCUGUGUUGUGUUUUCCCUUGCCUUAUGGCUGAAGUGUUCACUAGAAUCCACCAGGUCACAUCCAGCGGGGAGGUUUCAGCCGAAAAGUUUGGCUUUAGCUCCCUCCUCCCUCCUUCUACCCCCCCCCACCCCUCCCUUUUGGGAAACAAAACGAGUAAACAGGAAACCUACUAUUUUAUGUGCUAUGCAAAAUAGACAUCUUUAACAUAGUCCUGUUUCUAUGGUAACACUUUGCUUUCUGAAUUGG